CAACCUCAUUACCAAGAAGACUUUCUCCCACAACCAGAAGGGCCAUCGGAGCUGGAGUUACCCAUGGCGGCCUUCACGGGCCAUUCUGCAUAGCCAUGCUACACUCCACAGCCAGUUCCAAACUAUGAAUUGAGGCUUCACGUGGAGCAUUUUGCUCGGGACACUGAGAGAUGCAAUCGCAAGAUGGACCUCCUUUUCUCAUCUUUUGCUCCUCCUAACUCUUCAUCCCUCCGUGAAUCGGAGGAGACUGUUUUGCACUCAUCAAAGCAGCCAGAGCGGGUUGAGCAAGUUUGUGCACAACUUGCUCAAGAUCACCCGUCUGCUACCAUAAUAGAAGAGGAGGAGGAAGAAGAAGCCUACAAGGACAUUGUGGAGCACACUGAAGUUGUCAUGGAGAGCCCCCGUGAUGAUCAUGAUCAGGAAUGUCCUGUCGUGGCCGACCACAACUUCUCACAUCCCAAACUGAGCUUUGAAGAGGCGGGCAUGAGUGAGGAGAUGCAAGAAGAUCUCAUGAAAGAAAUUGCUUGGCAACUUUCUCUCCAAUCCGUGCUAGAAGAAGAAGAGCAAGAAAGGGUGCAGAAAAAAGUUGUGGAGGAUGACGAAAGUGAAGCAGAAGGAGUUCUUGAUCAUUUCCCAGGGGGAUAUCACAUGAAGAAGAAAGGGAGGUUGAAGAAGAAAUUGGCGUCCAGGCUGAGGAUGGAGUUAAGGUGGAAGAGCCCUGCACCGGCCAUGAGUUACAUGUGAUAUCUCCGCCAAACUUCGAGGAACUGCUUAGCAAGGACCAAUUUGCAGUGUCUCUUUGCCAGACCAAGUCCACGUCGACAUUGGUCCCUCUUGGUGGACGCGAUGGUGGUAAAUCUAUGCUGUCAUAUCUAGUUUGGGGCAAUGAGACGAGAGAAGAGAAGAAGAGGUCUCGAGGGUGGAGACGUUAUCUGCAUCAAGUGCACGAGCAUCCAUCACCUGUCAUACCACAUGCUCGUGACUUAAGACUCCACCUCAUCGACGAGAACCUAUACUUCAAGGAUGUUUUGGGGUGGACCGAAACUUAGGAGCCAUCGGCCGGCUCACGACAUGAAAGAAGCGUUUGUUGGGAGGCAACCCAACCAGUCGGUUUGCAUUUCUUUCUCUUUUUCUCCUCGGUUGAGUCAGUUUUGUUAUUUGAUUUUAGAGUCAAUAACUCAACCUUUGUGAU
Molecule: messenger RNA, 1192 nt
Organism: Linum trigynum
Lineage: Eukaryota; Viridiplantae; Streptophyta; Magnoliopsida; Malpighiales; Linaceae
Source: the annotation of a GenBank genome assembly